CUGAUCAGCUGACUCUGCCGGGAGAGGAAGGGGAAAGAAGAUGGAAGGGAACAGAGACGAAGCUGAAAAAUGUAUAAAUAUAGCGACAAAAGCCCUAGAAGCCGGAGACAAGGAGAAAGCGGUGAAGUUUCUCAACAAAGCAGAGAAGCUGUACCCAACUGACAGAGCCAAAGCUUUGUUGGAUGCAUUAACGAAGAAUGGGAGCUCAACAGGAAAUGGCGCAUAUCGAAGGAGACCAGCAGAAAGCUCAGAAAGCUCUGGUGCCCAGCCAGAAAGGGAAAGCCAAGAUUCUGGUGGAGGUGAUGUUUCUAAAGGCUUCACCAAAGACCAGGUUGAAGGUGUGCAAAGGAUAAAGCGGUGUAAGGACUACUAUGAAGUGCUGGGUGUCAGUAAAGAAGCCAAUGAGGAUGAGCUCAAGAAAGCCUACAGGAAACUAGCGCUCAAGUUCCAUCCUGACAAAAAUCAUGCACCUGGAGCAACAGAGGCCUUUAAAAAGAUUGGUAAUGCAUAUGCAGUGCUGAGCAACCCAGACAAAAGACGGCAGUAUGACGUGACGGGAUCGGAGGAGCUAAGCACCCCCGGUCACUCACACGGAGGAGGCUUUGACUUCCACAGGGGCUUUGAAGCUGACAUCACUCCUGAGGACCUCUUCAACAUGUUCUUUGGAGGCGGCUUCCCCUCCUCAAGUGCACACACUUUUAACAACGGCAGGACGAGUUACAGCCAUCAGACAGAUUAUCGCCAAGAGAGAACAGAAGAAAGAGGAGAUGGUGGUUUCUCAAUGUUUAUCCAGCUGAUGCCCAUCGUGGUCCUGAUUUUAGUGUCAAUACUGAGCCAGAUGAUGGUUUCCCCUCCACCUUACAGCCUCUACUCUAGACCGUCCACGGGUCAGACCGUAAAACGGCAGACAGAAAACCUGCGUGUCGACUAUUACGUCACUAGAGACUUCAAGUCAGAGUAUAAGGGCUCUGCGCUGCAGCAGAUUGAGAAAAAUGUGGAGGAGGACUAUGUAGCAAAUGUCAGAAAUAACUGCUGGAAGGAGAGACAGACAAAAACAGACCUGCUGUAUGCCGCUAAGGUAUACAGAGACGACCGAAUGCGCAAGAAGGCCGAGCUCAUGACCAUGGAUAACUGCCGGGAGCUGGACAGACUAAAUAACCUGUUCAGAGGCGGAUGAGUUGGACGCUUUUAGAUUAUGUAAAUGUAUAUUAAUAGAUGUGUAUGUUCAUGUUUUUUUAAGGAAGAGUCUUUACACUAGGAGCAAAAACUUAAUGAAAUAAUAUAGCUCUAUUGUUGAGGUUUUAAAAUGUCCCUCUCCUCGUAUCCCUCCACCAACUUCUCUUCUUCCUCACUCCAGCCUGACCCCAGGAAUCGCCUUGUUACAACUUUAUAAACCAAUCUACACACACUGUAGAAAGCCCCAGACAUUUUCUUUUGUUUACUCUGCUUUUCUUGUGUUUUUUUCCUGGAAACAAGGACAAGGACACUUGAUUGUGUAAAGGCAUGUGCUUCGAGUAGUGAGAGGCAUUCUGCAUAAGAAAAUCACUCUCUUAAGAUCAACCAACAGCUUUUGUCAUCAAAAAGCUUGAUGACAUGCUUGACAUGAAUAUAAGCUGUCCUCCAGCCAAAUCCUUUUUUCUUUUUUUUUCUUUUUUUUU
This is a messenger RNA of Seriola dumerili (greater amberjack), 1658 nucleotides long. It is a transcript of the gene dnajb14, whose product is annotated as DnaJ heat shock protein family (Hsp40) member B14. Gene Ontology annotation, biological process: cellular response to misfolded protein. Gene Ontology annotation, cellular component: endoplasmic reticulum membrane. Gene Ontology annotation, molecular function: Hsp70 protein binding. The transcript is spliced from 8 exons. The coding region runs from base 41 to 1177 and encodes 378 amino acids. The record is from RefSeq and is a predicted model, not a curated record. Lineage: Eukaryota; Metazoa; Chordata; Actinopteri; Carangiformes; Carangidae.